UCCAUAAAAAAAAAAUCAUUAUUAAUAUGGCUAGUAGAACAAUGACGAUUCAGCUGGUUUUUCUUCUAAUAACUAGCCUCUUUGCUUCUUUUGUAUUGCUCGUUCAUGGUGAAGAUCCUUACCUCUUCUUCACAUGGAAAGUCACUUAUGGCACGGCCUCUCCUUUAGGACAUCCUCAACAAGUCAUCCUCAUCAAUGGUCUUUUCCCAGGGCCUGUCCUAAACUCAACCACUAAUAACAAUAUCGUACUCAAUGUCUUUAACCAACUCGAUGAACCUCUUCUCUUAGCCUGGAAUGGCGUUCAACAGCGAAGAAACUCAUGGGCCGAAGGAACUCCGGGCGCUCAAUGUCCUAUCCCUCCUGGUACAAACUACACUUACCAUUUUCAAAUGAAAGACCAGAUUGGAAGCUAUUACUAUUAUCCCACUCUAGGGUUACAGAGAGCAGCUGGUGGAUUUGGUGGUAUCACCAUUCACAGCAGGCCGUUGAUUCCAAUCCCAUAUGAUCGUCCUGAAGCCGAGUUCACCGUUUUGAUCUUUGAUUGGUAUACACAGAGCCAUAAGGAUUUGCAGAAGAUGUUGGAUGAUGGUCAUGGACUUGACAGACCUAAUGGUGUGUUGAUCAAUGGGAAAACAGCAAAAGGUGAUGGAAAGGACAAGCCAAUGUUCGUGAUGAAACCUGGGAAGACGUACAAAUAUAGAAUCUGUAAUACUGGUUUGAGAGAGACACUCAACUUUAGGAUUCAAGAUCAUCGCAUGAAGCUUGCGGAAUUGGAAGGGUCUCAUACGAUGCAGACCUUUUAUGAUUCAAUUGACGUUCAUGUUGGACAAUGCUAUGGUGUUCUUGUGACUGCUGAUAAUAAGGAGCAUAGAGAUUACGUCAUGUUGGCCUCCACUAGAAACAUCCACGCAAAUCCUCAUCUUGUCGGUAAGGAUACGAUUGUUCUCACCGGUAAGGCGAUCAUUCGAUAUGUUGGCGGUCACGGUCCUCCACCGGUGAAGCUUCCAGAAGCACCUGUUGACAUGCAAUGGUCGGUGGAUCAGUUCAAGUCGUUUAGAUGGAACCUGAGUUCCAAUGCUGCAAGGCCUAACAUUCAGGGCUCAUACAAGUACGGUCAGAUUCCGAUAAGCCGAACAAUCAAGUUGGCGAACACGGUGGGGAAGGCGCAAAACAAGCUUCGUUAUGCCAUCAAUGGAGUCUCACAUGUUGAUCCUGAGACUCCUCUCAAGUUGGCUGAGUACUUUGGAGUUGCAAACAAGGUGUUUAAGUAUAACAUAAUGACUGAUAAUCCGCCAGCCAAGAGAGCGAAGAUCAUUGAGGAACCAAAUGUCAUCAACAUUACGUAUCGUAGCUUCGUUGAGAUCAUUUUUGAGAACCAUGAAGAUAGUAUGCAAUCUUUUAACUUGGAUGGUUACUCCUUCUUCGCAGUUGGAACAGAGCCAGGCGUGUGGACUCUAGAGAAAAGGAAGAGCUACAACCUUCUUGAUGCAGUCAGCAGACACACAGUGCCAGUGUUCCCUAACCAUUGGACAGCCAUACUCUUAACAUUUGACAAUGUUGGAAUGUGGAACUUAAGGUCAGAAAUGGCAGAAUAUCGCUACUUAGGUCUUCAACUUUACAUUAGCAUUCUCUCAGAUUCUGUUGAGUUCAGAGACGAGUAUAGCCUUCCAGAAUGGCAACUUCUUUGUGGUAUUGUCAAAAACUUGCCCAGACCAAAACCCUAAGUCUUGUCAUCACCAUCACCAUCACCAUUACCAUCAUAUCUAGACAUCUUCAGGAAGUUUCAUAUCCUAAGCCCUGUGCAACAAUAGCUUGAGGUUGGAUGCCACACUGUUCAGUGCAACUUAUAGUAGUUUAUAUAUAUUGAUGCUUUCUCUAAUAUGUAAUAAUUAGUUCCAUGUAUGAAUUUAAUUCUUUCACUACAUGAUGUUCAUCUUGGAACAGAAAGAAUCUAGUACAAUUGACUGAAUUUGAAUAGACUA
This is a messenger RNA of Prosopis cineraria, 1982 nucleotides long. RefSeq names its product L-ascorbate oxidase homolog. Gene Ontology annotation, molecular function: copper ion binding; oxidoreductase activity. The record is from RefSeq and is a predicted model, not a curated record. NCBI's taxonomy places the organism in Eukaryota, Viridiplantae, Streptophyta, Magnoliopsida, Fabales, Fabaceae. The transcript is spliced from 3 exons. The coding region runs from base 27 to 1724 and encodes 565 amino acids.